UUUCAUUUGGAGAUGUUGUUCGAAAUGUAAGUAAGUAAUGCUGUGAUAUAUAAAUACUUCAUAAAAAGUAGUUCAAAAAAUAUUUGCUAAUAUGCCUAUUAUGAAUGCCGUCGGUGUGGAAGAAGGAGGGAUUGUGGGGAUUCAGCGUGAUGGGGUUAAUGUCAAUCUUGACGGCGGCACACUGGUAAUCGGUAUGCUUUUGGCUCUUCUAGUGUUUUAUAUAUCUCUUCCCGUUGUAAUUAAUGCGUUGUUGAUGGCUGGGUUGGCUAUAUUAGUAUACCAAUUAGUUCAGUUGAAUAAAGUGAAAAAGAUCUUAGAAAUAGACGCGACUUCUAAAUUCGUGCAGAGAAUGAAAAAAAGUUCAUUGAAGGUUAAUAUCCAAUCAGGUCUGGAAUUUUAUAAAUUAAACUCUAAGAAGAAAGUUUACCAAAAUUUCAGACAUUUUGAAGUCGGUGAGAAAAAUGAUAGCAUUAAAAGAUUAAUUGUGCUAAUAGUAGGCAUAACUGGCUCUGGCAAAACAUCAUUGGUUAACACAAUAGCCAAUCACGUGUUUGGAGUGUGCUACUCGCAUGACUUUAGAUUCGUUUUGGCUAACGAAAAUAAUGAGGGCGAUAACACAUCACAUGGACAGAGCAAAACAGCUACCACUACUGCCUACACACUCCACCAUCAAGAGGGUUUUCGUACUCCAUAUACGUUGACGAUAGUGGAUACACCAGGUUAUGGAGAUACGCGCGGUGUUGAAAGAGAUGAAGCAAUUACUGAACAAAUACUCAGUCUUUUGAAAUCCAAAGAUGUUUUCGCAAAUGAGGAGUUAGCUAGUAUAUGCUAUGCAAUUAAAUCUUCUGAUUCAAGAGCGACUAUAGAAAACAGAUAUUGCACUGAUAUGACAUUACAGCUUUUCGGUGAGAAUGCAAAAAACAAUUUAAAUUUGUUUCUGACAUUUUCUGAUGGACAAGCAUCGCCGGCACUUGAUGUAAUUAAAACAGAUAAAGUCUUACGGAAUUUAUCGCAACGUUUUCUUAUUAAUAACGCUGCUGUAUUUUCAGAAAAAGUUGGAAGUAAUAUCUCCAAUGAAAUUAACAGCAACAAUUGAAAAUCUAACA
Messenger RNA from Hydractinia symbiolongicarpus, 1106 nucleotides. RefSeq lists its product as uncharacterized. The coding region runs from base 92 to 1096 and encodes 334 amino acids. The record is from RefSeq and is a predicted model, not a curated record. Lineage: Eukaryota; Metazoa; Cnidaria; Hydrozoa; Anthoathecata; Hydractiniidae. The transcript is spliced from 3 exons. Gene Ontology annotation, molecular function: GTP binding.